This is a messenger RNA of Penicillium griseofulvum, 6102 nucleotides long. Its product is annotated as CDR ABC transporter. The record is from RefSeq and is a predicted model, not a curated record. Lineage: Eukaryota; Fungi; Ascomycota; Eurotiomycetes; Eurotiales; Aspergillaceae. Gene Ontology annotation, biological process: transmembrane transport. Bases 1 to 6102 code for a protein of 2033 amino acids. The transcript has 18 exons. Gene Ontology annotation, molecular function: ATP binding; ABC-type transporter activity; ATP hydrolysis activity. Gene Ontology annotation, cellular component: membrane.
AUGACGGCAAACGGCCAUUCUGUGGGAAAUGAAUCUACUUCAGCCGCAAACCCAGAAUACACCCCUCGGCGUUCCGUUUCUUCUAAGAGUUCAUCGUCACCAGCCAAUUCGGUCCCUCCCAGAGAUUUUGCGCCAAUCGGCACCACCCCACCAGACUCCUAUGCAGAUUCUACAGGGACAAAGCCAGACGAUGCUGUCGCACGCACUAAAUCUCGCAGACGCAGUUAUGCGUCCGGUCAUGAGACCAGAGAGGAAUGGGCUCAGAUAGAGAGACUGAUCUCACGGAUGUUCGGCCCUGACCGCAAAGCAAAUUCGGAAGAAGAGAAAACACGUCAUGUUGGAGUUGUAUGGAAAAACCUCACCGUGAAGGGCGUGGGCCUUGGUGCUGCUCUCCAACCUACUAACGGGGACAUUUUGUUCGGGCUGCCGCGCCUCAUCAAGCAACUAUUUACCCGGGACGAUUUUACUGGCUGUGUUCGUCCAGGAGAGAUGCUUCUUGUUCUGGGUCGUCCUGGCUCUGGUUGUUCCACUUUCCUGAAAGUGCUUGGUAAUCAAAGAGCGGGCUACGAAAGCAUUGAAGGCGAUGUACGGUAUGAUGGUACCGAUUCAGAAACAAUGGCAAAGCACUAUAGGUCUGAAGUCUUGUACAACCCCGAGGAUGAUCUCCAUUAUGCAACUUUGACUGUGCGAGAUACGCUGCUUUUUGCCCUGAAAACCCGUACACCCGACAAAGCCUCACGUAUUCCAGGAGAAAGCAGACGGGAAUAUCAGCAAACCUUUCUCACGGCUAUAGCUAAAUUGUUCUGGAUUGAACAUGCUCUGGGAACCAAAGUUGGUAACGAACUUAUCCGUGGAGUUUCCGGAGGCGAGAAGAAACGAACCUCAAUUGCUGAGGCUAUGGUUACAAAGGCCAGCACACAGUGCUGGGACAACUCUACUAAGGGAUUGGACGCCAGUACGGCACUGGAGUAUGUCCAAAGUUUGCGAAGUCUAACAAACACCGCCAACGUUUCAACGGCGGUAGCGCUCUACCAGGCCUCGGAGAAUCUCUUUGAUCUUUUUGACAAGGUGAUUCUGAUCGAAGAUGGGAAAUGCUCUUUCUUCGGACCUACCCAGGAUGCUAAGAGCUAUUUCGAACAGCUGGGCUUUGAAUGUCCCCCGCGUUGGACAACACCAGACUUUCUGACUUCUGUCAGUGACCCUCAUGCAAGACGUGUCAAAGACGGCUGGGGUGACCGAAUCCCGCGCAAUGCAGCUGAAUUUCAAGCUGCAUAUCGCAAAAGCGAUACCUACAAAAGCAACCUUGCGGAUAUUGCAAGCUUGGAGGCCGAUAUCGAAGCCCGAAGGCCGGAGAGGGAGGCUGCGAGAAGUAGCAACAGACGGAGAAACUUCACCAUCUCGUUCUACAAACAGGUUAUGAUUCUCACACAUCGCCAGUUUCUGGUCAUGUUUGGUGACAGGAAAUCUUUGAUUGGAAAGUGGAGUGUGAUAACUUUUCAAGCCCUGAUUAUCGGUAGCUUGCUUUACAACCUCCCGGAUACCAGCAAUGGUGUUUUUACGAGGGGCGGUGUGAUGUUCUUUAUACUGCUUUUCAAUGCAUUACUUGCCAUGGCAGAGCUGACCGCAGCAUUUGAAAGUCGACCAAUCUUGCUGAAACAUAAAAGCUUCUCUUUCUAUCGUCCUGCGGCAUACGCACUUGCCCAGGUUGUUGUCGAUGUACCUCUUGUGUUGAUACAAGUCGUUAUAUUUGAUCUCAUAGUAUACUUCAUGGCAAACCUUGCGCGAACAGCUUCACAGUUCUUCAUAAAUCUACUUUUUAUUUUCUUUCUCACAAUGACUAUGUACUCAUUUUUUCGUGCCCUUGGGGCUCUAUGUGCCUCGUUGGAUGUUGCCACACGUCUCACUGGCGUUGCGAUACAGGCAUUGAUUGUUUACACAGGUUAUCUCAUUCCCCCAUGGAAAAUGCACCCGUGGUUAAAAUGGCUCAUUUGGAUCAAUCCUGUCCAAUACGCAUUUGAGGCGUUGAUGGCUAAUGAGUUCCACAAUCUACCGAUAAAGUGUGAACCGCCCUGGGUUGUGCCGGAUGGGCCAAAUGCGGUGCCUGGUCACCAAACCUGUGCAAUACAAGGCAGUGAUCCAGACCAGUUGAUUGUUAAUGGUGGCAACUAUAUCAAAACGGCAUACACCUACAGCAGAGCUCACCUGUGGCGAAAUCUCGGAAUCAUCAUUGGAUGGCUGAUACUUUUCGUCUGUUUGACAAUGUUGGGAAUGGAAUUACAGAGACCUAACAAGGGUGGUAGCUCGGUUACGGUGUUCAAAAGAGGCGAAGCCCCAAAAGCAGUUCAAGAUGCCAUCAAACGAUCCAAUCCCCCAGCAGAUGAGGAAUCCGUGGAGAAGGAUGGCAUGGCUUAUAACAAAAGUGACGGCCACUCGAGUGAAUCCGGUGACAAGGUUCAGAACAUUGCUAAAAACACCGCAAUCUUUACAUGGCAAGAUGUCAACUACACCAUUCCAUACAAGGGUGGGCAGAGACAGUUAUUGCAAAAUGUUCAAGGAUAUGUGAAGCCUGGUCGACUGACUGCACUGAUGGGUGCUUCUGGCUCAGGGAAAACCACUUUGCUCAAUGCGCUAGCACAGCGAAUCAAUUUUGGUGUGGUCACUGGUAACUUCCUAGUUGAUGGGCGUCCUCUCCCAAAGAGCUUCCAGAGAGCGACUGGAUUCGCCGAGCAGAUGGACAUUCACGAACCGACCGCUACUGUGCGGGAGUCUCUCCGGUUCUCUGCUUUAUUACGGCAACCGAAAGAAGUCCCGUUACAAGAAAAGUAUGAUUAUUGUGAGACGAUCAUUGACUUGUUAGAAAUGCGGUCCAUCGCCGGAGCAACUGUUGGAUCCAUGGGCUCUGGCCUCAAUCAGGAACAGCGCAAACGACUUACUAUUGCAGUGGAAUUGGCAAGUAAACCGGAGCUGUUACUUUUCUUAGACGAGCCGACGUCUGGCCUUGAUUCCCUGGCAGCUUUCAACAUCGUACGCUUCCUUCGCCGACUUGCAGACGCUGGUCAGGCGGUGCUCUGCACAAUCCAUCAGCCUUCUGCUGUGUUGUUUGAAAAUUUUGAUGAGCUCUUGCUGCUGAAAAGUGGCGGAAGCGUUGUUUACAAUGGCCCGCUUGGAAAUGACUCUAAGAUGCUGAUUGAUUACUUUGAACGAAAUGGCGGGAGGCAGUGCUCACCACAUGAAAAUCCGGCAGAGUAUAUGUUGGAAGUCAUUGGAGCCGGAAAUCCUGAUUAUAAGGGACAGGACUGGGGCGACGUGUGGGUCAACUCUCCAGAAUCCAAGAAGCUCUCUGGGGAGCUAGAAGGUAUCAUCGCCACCCGUCGCAAUGCUCAAAAUGAUGAGAAGGUCAACGACGAUCGCGAGUAUGCAAUGCCUCUUUCCGUUCAAGUAAUCACAGUUACCAAGCGCGCAUUUGUGGCUUACUGGAGGGUCCCAGAUUACAUUAUUGGUAAAUUUAUGCUCCAUGUCUUCACCGGCCUUUUCAACACCUUCACAUUCUGGCAUCUAGGAAAUAGUAAAAUCGACAUGCAAUCACGACUCUUUUCUGUUUUCAUGACAUUGACGAUCGCUCCGCCGCUGAUACAGCAACUCCAACCGCGGUAUCUUCAUUUCCGUGGUCUCUAUGAAUCUCGCGAAGCUAGCUCUAAGAUCUAUUCUUGGGCUGCCUUUGUGACAAGUACAAUCAUCCCAGAACUGCCAUACUCGAUUGUUGCCGGGUCAAUUUACUUUAACUGUUGGUACUGGGGAACUUGGUUUCCGCGCGACUCGUUUAGUUCCGGCUACGUUUGGAUGGCGCUGAUGCUCUUUGAAGUAUACUACGUUGGACUUGGCCAGUUCAUAGCUGCACUUGCACCUAAUGAGCUAUUUGCAAGCUUGCUUGUGCCAACUUUCUUUACCUUCAUUGCUUCCUUCUGCGGUGUUGUUGUUCCUUACGCCGUGAUGCCGCAUUUUUGGCAGUCAUGGAUGUACUGGCUUACUCCUUUCAACUAUCUACUUGAGGGAUUUGUUGGAGUCAUUACUCAUGAUGUCCCCGUACGCUGCAUUGAGGUUGAAGAAUCCCGCUUUAGCCCUCCGGCUGGCAUGACCUGCCAAGCAUACGCUGGGUCUUAUGCGGAAAAAGCCGGUGGAUAUGUCCGAGAUGCUGGGAAUGGGAUGUGCUCAUACUGCCAAUUCGCGGACGGUAGUCAAUAUUCCAAGAGCAUCAAUGUGUUUUACUCGCACAAGUGGAGAGAUUAUGGAAUCCUCUGGGGAUAUAUAAUCUUCAACUUUGGACUUGUUUUCGCCUUCUCCUGGUUAAUUAUAUUCAAUUUACCUGCUUUUUAUACUUCCUCAACCAUGAAGGAAGAAACAGAACCCUCCAGAGAUACCCCCGAAGGCUCAACUGCCGGUGACGAGUCGAAGGCCAGUCUUGCUGCAAAGGAUCGCAAAUGUCAGUACUGCAAACAGGCAUUUACGUCCUCAUCAUUGGGUCGACAUCUCGACCAAUUUCUUUUUAAGAAGAAACCCGACGGAAUACACGAUGUCGAAGAGAUCAGACGAAUCCGCAGUGGAAUCACCCGACGCCAGGCCCGAGCAUCCACCGCGAAGAACGAGGGCAGUCCCGAACGAGGCCAAAAAAAGGGCACCUCAGAGCCGUUUACAGCCACAGAAUCAGGAUCUAAGUCGCGCGAGGCUCCGGUUCGAAUGAUGUUUAACACACCUACCUGGCACGCGACUGGUGUCAUCAAUGAUAUCCCCAACCCCAGUCGCGCGCCGGAUGGGCCUCGUAUCGCGCCAUCGCAGUCUCGUACAGGGUCGUUACAACUGCCGGACUAUGCGAGUAGAGGUGCGAGUUCCAGCAACCCGGAUACGAUGCGAGCGCUAGAGCUAGCACUACGCGAGGUGCUUGAUAAUAUCAAAGCUGCGAGCUCUCGUAUCCGGCCUCGGCUGUCUCCGUUCGACUUCGACAUUCAAAGCCAGACCUUCCCCUCAAUGUGCCUGCAACUCCUCCCUCCUCCUCCAAGCCUCUUUGCAACACAUCCGUUUCCCUCCUCCACCUCCUUCCCCCUCCAGCCACCCGGCGCCGAACAACUGGAUUUAAUCCGCCAAGCCCUCCGCUCCAAGGUCGCACAAUGGCAGACCGACCAACUCGCAGUAGACUCAACCGGUGUGGCUCACAUGAGGCAUGGGAAUAGCGGGGUGGAUCCGAGCAUGAUAUACCGAAGCGCACAACAACACGAAGACAUCAGUUUUCGACACUUAGAACUGGCGUUUAAUCAUUGGAAUUCUCUGUCUCAUGAGACCCGUCGCGACGCCUGGCAAUUGGAGAUGACACGUGCGUUUGCGAGGGAGGCAGAGAAGCGCAAAGCCUCGGACGAGCAACUCGCCCGAGUGCAACAGGAAGCAAACCAACUGCGUGCGCAGGUCGAGCGGCUCGGAUCAUGCCAGUGGCCUCGUGAGUUCGCACUGUUUCCCCCAGACACGCUACCCCUACCACGGGAAGUAGCGCGGGAAUUAGACGCGCAGGAAAGCCAUAUCAGCGCCGACUCUACACGAUGGGACUACGACAACGUGGUUGCCAAAUGGAGACGUGUUGUCAUGCACGAUAAGGGAAUGGGUCGGAUUGGGGUUGGAUAUGGAAACCCCAGCCAGCCGGGAGAUGGAGAACAAAGUCAGCCUAAGCAAAGCUCUGAUGUCCGGCCACCCCGCCCAGGUGAAGACACCACCUCUCAUCCGAAUCGCCUGCGUCCUUUACAAUCUGCUACGGCUUUGAGCCCAGACGCUGCGGCUGCCUCCACCCCUGCUUCAUCUACACACUACGCUUCACCACAUUCCUAUGCAGAUCCUCGCAGCCCGCCCAACGCCCUACCCAGUGGUAUGUCCCAGGUGGGCGGGCUGCCUCCCGCCAAGCGACAACGCCUCAUGAAUGGUUCAGAAGACCCGUCUGGUCCUUCCGAGUCUGGUCAUGCUCCGUCUUCUGCAGCAGGCAAACCUUGGGGAUCUUCCACACCCCAUUUAUCCAAUCUUGCUGCACCCUCGGGACAAACGCCUCCUUCGUCGUCCAGGAAUUGA